This is a messenger RNA of Porites evermanni, 1587 nucleotides long. The record is from the annotation of a GenBank genome assembly. NCBI's taxonomy places the organism in Eukaryota, Metazoa, Cnidaria, Anthozoa, Scleractinia, Poritidae.
GUGUUGACAAGUCAAGCUCUUCACUCAUGCAACAUGAAGAAUACGAAGUGUGGAAAUCGUUGCAGCUGUAUGCCCAAGAAUACGAAAAAAUGUUUCACAGUGUUAACACUAUCAGGCGCCCUUCUGGUUGUCUUCGGUACGGUAUGUUUCAUUAAAGGGGACUGCUGGAUACAGGCCAUCAUAGACUCCAAGCUUGUUAUAAAACCAAACUCUCCUAUUUAUAGACAAUGGAUUUCCCCAACUGUUCCGGUUCGCAUGCAGUUUUUUGUAUUCAACGUAGAGAAUCCGUUGGAAAUGAAGCAGGGGAAACAACCUUAUGUGACUCAGAAGGGACCCUACUGCUACAGAGUUCAUCAAUUGAGAAAAAACAUCACCUGGAAUGACAAUUCUACAGUUUCCUUCAACAAGUUUACCAAGUAUAUCUUCAGCGCCGAGUGCUCUUGUUCCUCGUGUGAUGCAUCUAAGGACACUAUCACACUUCCCAAUGUACCACUGGUUAUUUUGUCCGAGGUUUCAAAAAUGUAUCCUGGAUCUGCUCUGAUUUUCAAUAUCAUUUUCGAGAGGUUCAAGGAAGAAUUCUUUAAAGAAAUCACAGUACACGAGAUGUUAUGGGGAUACAGAGAUCCAGUGUUUCAAUUAUUCUCCGAACUGAGGCGCAAGUUUCACUUGUCUUUUCUCCCAGACAUCGAUCCCAUUUUCCGAAUGAUGUACAACAACACUCUAGAUGGCGUCACCACCGUUCACACGGGAGCAUUGGACAUUUCAAAAGCUGCAGUUUGGACCAUGUGGAAGGGAAAACCAGAUGUAGGCUUGUGGAGCUCCUCCUGGGCAAAUAUGUUCAACGGAAGUGACGGCAUGCAAUUUCCACCCCAAAUUCGUAAGGAUGACACGCUGUACGCGUUUUAUGUUCAGUUGUGCAGGUCUAUGCGAUUUGUGUACGACUCGCAAUUCAAUGUUCACGGUGUGAACACGAUGAGAUUCACAUACCCUGCGGAGUUGUGGCAAAAUGCAAGUGUAAACCCAGCAAACAAAGGGUUCUGUCCUAAUGGCUGUUUUCCUACUGGCAUCCUGGAUGCUAGCGUUUGUAAAAACACUCCAAUUGCAGUACCAGCAAUUGUUGCUUCGGAGCCACACUUCUAUCAAGGCGACCCAGCGCUUGUGAAUGAUGUAGGAGGGCUGAGACCAAACAAAGAAGAACACGGCACCUUUUUUGAUGUAGAACCGCACUUUGGACUUCCUCUGCACUUAAGUUUGAGGCUUCAACUUAACGUCAACAUUAAACCUACCAAAUAUAUUUUUCAAAUGGCGAAUGUGAAAGAGGUCAUCCUUCCGUUAAUUUACUUCAACAACAGUGUCACAGUUGAUUCAUCGACUGUUCACACAGUGAAAACAGUUCUGAUUCCAAUGAAACUCGUUCCUUGGGUCUCUGCAGCUUUUGUUUGUAUUGGAAGCAUUGAAAUUUUAUGCGUCAUCUCCUGGGUGAUCUUUAUUAGAUCCAAAAGAAAGAAACAGCAACCAGUAGAGAAAGAACAAUCGAAAACAAUUAAUGAAGACGAGAACCAGCCACUACUUGGUAAUGGAAAGUAG